ACCCUAUGCAAACAGUUGUGUUUGUAAACAAAACCAAGCAAAACGUUUACCUCCUCGCUCUUCAAAACCAAACAUGUGAUUUUAAAAACCAAGUUAAUUUUGAAACAACAUUAAAUAUGAAUUUAAAAACCCAAGAAGUACUUAGUAAUAGUGAAAAUGAAAUUAAGGAACAUACAAGUAAUAAAAGAAAAUGCAGUGAUGAUGAAUCCGGGGACAUCCCGCAAUGUAAAAAGAAUGCCUAUGCCGAAGAAGGCAUUAUCAAGCCGGUGGAAGAUGUAAAGGAAUUUUUAAAUCAAGAGCAAUUUAUAGAAUCAAAGGAAGUCGCAAAUGAAGUUUUAAAGAAUGGAGCUACCAGGAGCCCAUGCAGAACGGGGGACGCUGUAACAAAUAUAGUUUCUGAGAAAGGACAUGAAGCGAAACCGGUAGAAAAUGUAAAUAAAAGUCCAAGUUUAAGAGGUGAAAUUGUAGACAGUGGUGUAAAUAAUGAAGCAACAGAAAAUGCCACAAAAAGCCUUGAGAAUAAUUUAGACUCCAAAAUAGCCGCAUGUAAUACAGAAAAUGCCAAUAUUGUGGAAGAUGAAGAGGAACCUUCGGGCACAAAAAAGGCAAAACAUCGACAGGAAGAUGCUACCAAGAGCACACAAGCCGAAAAUUCCACAAAAAGUCCCGACAAAACAAAAAAGCCACCCAACACAUUCGUGCCUCAAAGUCCCAAGAAACGUUUAGAGUUCGAGGGCAAAGCGAAUGACACAACAAAGAAGAAAGCCAAAUUCAUUUAUGGCAAUUAUUCCCAAUACUAUGGCUAUCGUAAUAAGGACAAAGAUUUCCACGACAUACGAUUGGAUGUUUUUGCAGAGCAUCGAGAAUUAUUUGCAAAUAAACAAAUAUUAGAUAUUGGCUGUAAUAGUGGCUUCAUAACAAUGGAAGUGGCCAAAAGGUUCGAGGUCAAGUCCAUUGCAGGUUUAGAUAUUGAUAAACAUUUAAUAAAUCAAGCAAUAAAGCAGCUUACGCGUCACAAGAAAUCUCUGCCCUUGAAUAAUGAAUUGAGAAAACAACACAAGUUCCCAUUCAAUGUCACCUUUGUUCAUGGUAACUAUGUGCUGAGAGAUGCGGUGCUUUUGGAAAUUGAAAGGCCACAAUUUGAUGUCAUACUAUGUCUAUCCAUAACAAAAUGGAUUCAUUUGAAUUUUGGUGAUGAUGGUUUAAAGUUGGCCUUUAAGAGAAUGUAUUUGCAAUUGAAGCCAAAGGGCAUAUUGAUCCUGGAGGCCCAGCCAUUUGAUAAUUAUUCACGGCGCAAGAAAAUGACGGAACAAAUAUUUACAAACUACAAAAAUAUGAAAUUUUUCCCCAACAACUUUGAGGAGUAUCUGUUGUCUUCCGAAGUGGGUUUUACAAAAGUGCAGUUAAUGGGUGUACCUGAUCAUUGUGAAAAAGGAUUUAAGAGACCAAUACAAAUAUUCUAUAAAAAUUAGAAUAACAAAAAAGAACAAAUGAAUUAAAAUACUUAAAUGAAUUCCAA
Molecule: messenger RNA, 1519 nt
Organism: Musca domestica (house fly)
Lineage: Eukaryota; Metazoa; Arthropoda; Insecta; Diptera; Muscidae
Product: probable RNA methyltransferase CG1239
Exons: 2
Coding region: 6-1472 (488 amino acids)
Biological process (GO): snRNA modification
Molecular function (GO): O-methyltransferase activity; snRNA binding; RNA methyltransferase activity
Source: RefSeq, a predicted model, not a curated record